Messenger RNA from Stereum hirsutum FP-91666 SS1, 2244 nucleotides. RefSeq names its product glycoside hydrolase family 79 protein. The record is from RefSeq and is a predicted model, not a curated record. Lineage: Eukaryota; Fungi; Basidiomycota; Agaricomycetes; Russulales; Stereaceae. Bases 1 to 1968 code for a protein of 655 amino acids. The transcript is spliced from 13 exons.
AUGCUUUUCUUCUUUGUUUUGGCUGCCUUUAUCUCUUUAUCUGAUGCUCAAUUCUCUGUCUACCGCCCCAAGAAUGCUGAUCAAGUCAUCUUUGAUGGAAAAUCUGUGACCUAUACUACCUCAAGGACCACCACCGCCACCGCCACAGGUCCAGCAGCUACGUUCACCAACGCUGCUGCCUACAACCAAGACACAUUGCAAGCUCCAGCACUACCGGUUCCUGCCCCGGCGACCGAGUUCUCCAUUCAAUUGGUCGAUGGCGGGAUGACAGGCCUGUCUAUCAAGCAGAAUGGCGCCUUCUACGGAUUCUCGGUGGAGAUGUCGGUGGCGGAAAACGUUUUGGGCCGCAACAGUUCGCUACUUCAAGUACCAUUUCUGAACCUUAUGGCGAACAUCCAGGAGCGGGUCGGAUCAGUGCUCGUACGGGUCGGAGGGAACACUCAGGAGCAGGCAGCUAUGGUGUCCAGCCUGCCGAAUUCAACAUCCGUUAGCAUGAGCACCGGAUCCCUGCAGUGGACACCAGAUUUACUGUACACGAUGGCAAAUAUAUCGGCCCUGACAAACACACGGUGGCUUUUGGGUAUACCGUGGUUCCAGGCCUCCCCGUUUGUGCUUGACAUUGUCCACCAAGGAGAACAAAUAUUGGGAGACAAGGUCAUAGGAUAUCAGGCGGCUAACGAGCCAGACCUCUACGCGCGCCAUGGCAACAGACCAAGUACGUACACCGCUCAGGACUACGUCAACGAGGUCGGCGCUUUGGUCGAUCAGAUCAGCACGGAUUCGGCCAUCCCAAUGAAGAACAACCUUCUCGUUGCACCCAGCCUGGCGGGUAACUGGAAUCUGAGCGCUAUCUGGAACACGUCUUUCAUCUCAACGUAUAGCGAUAGUCUCGCUCUGCUGUCCGUUGAGCACUAUCCAGAGAGCGCCUGCGACACAGUGACCAUACCCGUCGUUCCUCAAGAUGCUUUCGCUCAAUACCUCACCCAUAGCUUCUCACAACAGCAAGUUGCGAAGUAUCUUCCCUCUACGGCUCUUGCUCAGCAGUCCGACAAGCAGUUCUUAAUGUCUGAAACGAAUUCCGGAUCUUGCGGAGGUUGGGCGGGCCUCUCAGAUAGUUUCGGAGCGGCACUGUGGGCGCUGGAUUACGGCCUUACUAUGGCCUAUAGCAACUUCACGGGCGCUUUGCUUCAUGUCGGUGGCUUGAACUCCUUCUACAACCCAUUCUUCAGUCCUCCUACUAACCAGUCGCAUUAUCGGCAAUGGACUGUGGGCCCUGUGUAUUACAGCGCCUUGAUCAUGGCGGAAAUCUUGGGUCCUAGUAAUGCAUCACAGGUUGUUGACCUCCAGGCCAAUGCGAACUCGGACUAUACACCAGGAUAUGCAAUCUUUGAGAACGGGUCGCCGACCAAAGUAGCAUUGUUCAACUUGAUGACGGAUCCCUCUGGUAAUUCGGACUAUACGGCUACGCUCUCUAUCUCGGGUGCCACACUUCCUUCACAAGUCACGGUCAAGUAUCUGCGCUCGUCUUCGGUCUCCGACAAGGCUGGCUAUACGUGGGCGAACCAGUCAUUUGGUGACGCUCUCCAAGCCGAUGGUCGCCUGCAAGGGACGCUCGACGUUCAAACCGUGCAAUGCGACCAAACAAGCAAUACUUGCGCCAUUAAAGUUCCAGCUCCCAGCUUCGCUCUUGUUUUCCUCACAGAUGACGCAGAAAGCGAAGCAACGCCGUCCGAGACCCUCACGUUCUCGACCAGUACGAUUGCAACAGCGACCGCGGCGUAUGUCGACCCGUCCGUGUUGGCGACGAGCAAUGGACAAUCCGGACUUGGUUUGGAUGGUGAAUACAAGGGGAGUACGAGCCCUGGCUCUGUGGAUCAUUUUAAUUCUGCGGGACAUGCAGUACCGUGGAUGACUGGAUUAAUCAUAUCCGUUCUUUCGGGUCUGCUUGUUGUUUUGCGGACAAUUUAGGAACGAACCUGCUUUACGAUUUCUGUUACGUCUUAUCUCUUCCUCAUCUUCAUCUGGGUAUUGGGUAUAUCUGGAUAUUGGGUAUCGUCGCUGCUUUUAUGCCUUUUCACGGACUGUCGAGAUGCUCACGGAUACAAUCAAUUCAUCGGACUAUUUGUAAUAUUUGACGACAUGGAUUAUCGGACGUUCGCAUACUUACCCUUGUAUAAUUCAUAAUGAAGUUACAGUACUGCUUUCUGUACUACAAGUAAUAUCGUUUUUUACAAACAGUGGCUC